UCCAAGCAUGUUUUCGGUCAUUCUUCACGAAGAUGAUGUUGGAAGUGCGGAUACCAUGGUUAAUAGCGCUCUUUGUGGUUUUCCUUUCCAUUCCCGCUUUGACAGAAAAGACGAAACAUACCCAAAGGGAUUCAAUAGAAUCAGAAGCCCUAUGGCACAGUGAUGUCCCCCAUUCAGAGUACGGCAGCAAACAUGGCCUGGGCUACAAAGACGACACUGGGAAUCCUCACAGUGAACUGCCUGAUACUAAGUUAAAAAGAAGGUUUCUGGGGAAGAAAUCUGAUCACGAUCUUACAGAGAAGAGACGCUUUCUGGGGAAACGCUUUGGUGACAGCAUGUCAGACGAUCCUGACAAGAGGAGGUUUUUAGGCAAACGCUUUCAGGACACUAUCUCACCAGACCCCGAAAAAAGGCGUUUUCUCGGUAAGCGAUUUGGCGAUACAAGCUACCCAGCAGAUGCAGAAAAAAGGCGAUUCCUUGGUAAACGGUUUGACGAUGAUGAUGAUGAUGAUGAUGAGGAGGAUAAAGAAGAUGCUUCCCCCAAUGGUUUUGAAAAGCGUCGCUUUCUUGGUAAAAGAUUAGAUGAGGAUGAUGAUGAUGAGAAAUCAGAUGACCCAGAAAAGAGGCGAUUUCUCGGCAAACGCUUUAAUGACGACGCUAAUCCGGAAGACGAUGAAAAGAGGAGGUUCCUCGGCAAAAAGAGUGACGACGACACCGACAUAGACAACGAAAAACGACGGUUCCUCGGCAAACGUCGUUUUCUGGGCAAACGGCGCUUCCUUGGAAAACGUGGUCCAUAUGAAGAGGAUAAACGGGGUCGAUUCCUCGGAAAGAGAUUAGAUUCCGAAAAAGAUUAUCUAUUAGAUAAAUUAAAGAGGGCGUACCAAUCUAUCUUUCCCCAAGCCGACUUUCUACGCAACUCAGCCGACGAAUUGGACAAGAGGCGAUUUUUGGGCAAGAGGCGAUUUUUGGGCAAAAGAAGAUUCCUUGGAAAACGAAGUGCUGAACAGAAACGAGGCGACAUGUUGAACUCGGGUCAAAGUAAAAUCCACUCUAUAAAAAAGAGGAGUAUCAUGUGGCAUGUGCAGCCUGAUCCUUCUACAAAUCUAUUUCUCGGGUAUCCACGCCAGGUCAUGUUACUUUCGAACGGUUACCCGUCUGGAAUGAACCCUUAUAUGAAACGCCAAGACGUGCUCAUUCCGAGGUGGCCUCAACCAGAUACUCAAAGAGUUCCCCACUUCAUUGGUUAAAGCUCAGAAUUUUCGUUUGUCAUGAAUACAAAUGAAAAUAUAUUUUGUUAAAGAGGGCCCUCCUUGUCAAACACGCACCGAAAAAAAUUCUUGUAAUAAGUCUACUAAUACCUCGUCUGAGAUGGUGCUUUUAAUCAGUAUUUUUCAGUGAAAUUAGAAGGCACCAAAACAAGGGUAACAGAUUAUCAAUCAAGUCAUAAAGCACAAUACCACAUUGUUAUAUUGUUUAAAAAGUUCCGAUGUUUUAGCCAUCAGUAACCUUGCACUUCUUCCACCUCUUCAAAACUUCGCUUUUCACGAUUCACCACAACAGUUAGGUUGUUGAACUGAAAAACAUCAUAAGCAUAAUGCAACGGACAUGUCCGUUCUUAAUCCAGGAAAUUGGAUUUCUGUUUUUCAAGACAUUGGCCUGUCCAUCAUAUUUGAACUAGAUUAAAAACUCUGUACGCUGAAUUCUGGGCGGUUAAUAUCGAUUGUCCAUUUUUUCCACGUUAACAUAGUUUCUUUUGUCACUUAUUUCCUCAUUUUGAUCAUAUCUAUAUACAUUGUAUCUUCGGUCUGGCCAUCUCUUCAUCCGACAGCGCUGGCCCAAGAAAAGAAAUAUAAAAAUCAAGAUAGUACUUUUUUAAAACUGAUAAAUUUAAAGUUUUAUGUAGACUUGUUAAUGCAUAUGAUUAUUGUUUUUUCUGUUGUUUUCUUAUCUGUGAUUUCUCCAGUGUUAAGUCUUUUUUUAAUUCCUUUUUCUGAUCUUUCGUGCAAAAAAUCCAACUUCCCUGUGUGGCUAAUGGUUUCUUUCUGCUAUUGCUCAUAUUCAAGCAAAGGGAACGUAUUGCUAGGAGAUUAUUAUAGAGUUGAUGAUAGAUGAUGAUGAUGACAGGCCCGGGUGUCAAGAAAGGCCAUAUGCAUAAUAAUCAUAAUAGAAAUUUGAUAUCAUUGUGGAAGCCAGGUAUAGCUGUAUCUCUCUUUUUUAUUGUGCUUCACUGAGUUAUUGGACUAGUUUGAUUUGGACUUUUUCGCAUAUAGGGGUAAUGAGUUACGAGGACCACUAAGUAAGUGUUAUUUUUGCGUUCAUCUUAUUUUUCAUGUUAUGAAACUUGAGAUAAUUAUCAGAUGACAGCGAAUAUAUAAAAGCCUUCGGCGUUUUUUGAAGCAUUCUUAAAACGGGUAAAAGGCAACUCGGCGAACGCGAUACCAAGAUAUAUCGUUUUGGAUGUUGGAUUUCUGAGGAAUCACCGUGCGCCGUUAAUAUUCUCUCACGAGUCUGUCCUCCCUGAGACCGACGCUCCACAGGUUAAGCUCACGAGAUUUGUGCAAUUUACCUUUUAAUUGAAAAGGAAAGGACACGCAGUAAAUUAGAUGCUUAAUUAUGUGUACUUAGAUAAUAUCGCUUUAAAUGGAAGCAAUUUAUCAAUUUUGACAAGAGCUACUAACAACUUUCGGAGUAAGGCAAGAGUUGGUUUAAUGAAGAAAAACGCCAUUGAAUCGUUGUUGAUAAUUUGAUGAUGUGAAAAGAAGGGGUUGAUUUAGGACUACAUAAUUGCACAAGUACUAUAAUUGUAAUGUGUUUAAUGAGCAAGCAUUUGCCUUAAAUCUACUUAUUUCAGGUGAUGAAUAAGAAAUAACAAACGCCAAGCCGUUGGC
Messenger RNA from Lingula anatina, 2891 nucleotides. RefSeq lists its product as uncharacterized. The record is from RefSeq and is a predicted model, not a curated record. NCBI's taxonomy places the organism in Eukaryota, Metazoa, Brachiopoda, Lingulata, Lingulida, Lingulidae.